UUCAGAAACAAAUUAAAUUAGUUUGGUUUAAUGUACAAAUGGAACGUUCAUAGCAGCUGCUGCUACUACUUUAAGUCUCUAAAACAAUCAAUGACAAACAAGGGAAAUAAACUGGUUAACUUGAUUUAAUUCUAACAUUACUGUUGUUUUGUAGGUACCAACUUUUCUUAAAAUUUGGUUUGGUCCAAGUUCCUCAGGAUGACCAAAUUGGUCUGCUUUUGAUCUCAUCUUUGAUUUUUCUUCAACAUGUCACUAUAUAUAUAAGCCCCUCAAGCUUUUCUUUCAUAUCACUUAAUUUCCUUUGUAGAAAAAGAAAAAAAAAAAACCAAAAAUGGGGAUAAGUAGAAUUUCAUUGGCAACAUUCUUCUGUCUCAUUGGCUUAGCAAUAGUUCAACUCUCCCAAGCCCAAAACUCCCCACAAGACUACCUCAAUGCUCACAAUGCUGCUCGUGCAACGGUUAACGUUGGCCCCAUGAAAUGGGAUGAUAAAGUGGCAACCUUUGCAAGCAACUAUGCCAACCAACGUAAAGGAGACUGCAAACUUGUGCACUCUGGUGGCCCUUAUGGCGAAAACCUUGCAGGGAGCAGCGCUGAUCUUUCGGCAACGGCUGCCGUGAACAUGUGGGUGGCGGAAAGGCCUAAGUAUAACUAUAACUCUAAUUCAUGUGUUGGUGGGGAGUGCAGGCACUACACGCAGGUUGUAUGGCGCAACUCUGUUCGUCUAGGGUGUGCCAAAGUACGCUGCAAUAAUGGCGGUACUAUCAUCACUUGCAACUAUGAUCCUCCAGGCAACUAUGUCAAUCAGCGUCCUUACUGAUUUGGAGAUUCUAGCUAUCCAAAGUUAAUCUCUAAUGAAAGUUAUACUACUAUACAUGAGAGCUUUUGAAUGUUAAUUCUUACAAUAAAAUAAGUAUGUAUGUUUUUAAACAAAAACUCAUGUAUUAACGAUUAGCAAUAAAACGGAUAUGAUAAUUUGCUUAA
Molecule: messenger RNA, 981 nt
Organism: Durio zibethinus
Lineage: Eukaryota; Viridiplantae; Streptophyta; Magnoliopsida; Malvales; Malvaceae
Product: pathogenesis-related protein 1-like
Cellular component (GO): extracellular region
Source: RefSeq, a predicted model, not a curated record